AUGCAGCAGCGUGCCACGACACACAUCCACUGUGGCGCGCAGCCCUUGGCGUUCAAGUCGCGGACUUCGACGCUCGACACGACCAUAUGCUGUCGUGUGCAAGGGCGGGAGGCGGUUGCGAUAGGAGAGGCCACGCCUAGGACACUUGCAGGCUUCAAGCGUGCGGUUCAG
Molecule: messenger RNA, 171 nt
Organism: Monoraphidium neglectum
Lineage: Eukaryota; Viridiplantae; Chlorophyta; Chlorophyceae; Sphaeropleales; Selenastraceae
Exons: 1
Source: RefSeq, a predicted model, not a curated record